Molecule: messenger RNA, 3744 nt
Organism: Venustampulla echinocandica
Lineage: Eukaryota; Fungi; Ascomycota; Leotiomycetes; Helotiales; Pleuroascaceae
Product: p-loop containing nucleoside triphosphate hydrolase
Exons: 3
Coding region: 1-3744 (1247 amino acids)
Cellular component (GO): nucleus
Molecular function (GO): DNA binding; ATP-dependent chromatin remodeler activity; ATP binding
Source: RefSeq, a predicted model, not a curated record
AUGGCAUUUCAACCCACAGCCUCAAAAAGCGCAAUGCUUGUCCCCGACUCCCCAGCUGUCAAGAGACAGAGGACAGCCACUGGAUACAACAACUCGACCUCCAACUCCCCCGCCGAUACCGGUGCCUAUAACUCGGGAGAAGACGACGGUGAUGAGCUGUUCAAGGGCUAUGUGCCGGAUACGCCGAAGCACCGUGACACCCAGCCUACAAUGCCGAUUGGAAAUGCUAUUGAGACGCAGCCUACGCAGAUACUUGGGAAGAAUGGUUACUAUGAGACUCAGCCUACGCAAAUUCUGGGGAAGAAUGGUUAUCAUGAGACUCAGCCUACGCAAAUUCUGGGGAAGAAUGGCUACUAUGAGACCCAGCCCACGCAGAUACUUGGAAAGAAUGGUUACCACGAGACUCAGCCAACUCAGAUACUCGGCACUACCGCCCAGCCACUGCUGUCGUCUCCUGCAGCUCGCAAAUCAACUAUUCAAGUCCCCGCCUCCUCUCCCUUCACGGGACGAGACCCAGACUCUCCAAAACCGAAAUCUCUCCAGAACGGCUUUUCAGCAUUGACCGAGACCAAUGCCCCUCCUCGUCCUACCCUGGCGUCAAGUAUGGCUCCCGCAGGCACUGCAUAUAAACCCCCACAGGGAAUUGUUAAGAAGCCUACUGCAACCAAGACCGUUAUCGACCUUAUCGACUCCGACGAUGAUGGACCUAAAUUCCAGGGUGGAAGCUCGGACUCUGAAGAUGCUGGAUUGGCGAAGGCCGAUAUCAAACCAUCCACUUUUGCACCCAGGAGCGCGGAGAGCUCAUUCGGCCCAACUUCGACCACGGCGAGCGGCAAAUCCAAGUUCUUUGAGAUCGUCAAAAAUGCCGCAUAUAAGCCCUCGGAUGGAAGUGCUAAGAAGCUCGCAACCCAAACUAGACCCGAGAGAGCAAGGCCAAUUGAGGAUAUUGGGAUGAAUGACCUCUCAGAUUCAAAACUCCGGGAUAAUGUCGCGAGAGUGAGAGCUGUACUUCCGCAGGUCACUGUGCUUGCAGCAGAGAACGCUCUGAGGUCUUGUAAGGGACAUCUCGACGAUGCUAUCACUCUUCUUGCUGCUGAGGAUGAUGAGCCGAUGGUUAUUUCUGACGACGAGCUCUCAGCUCUACCUGAGCUUCAGAUGAAGCGUGGUCUAAAUGCGCCAACAGUGUCUAUCAGAGAUAAAUACUCCUCGACUCAAGCUCGUCCUGGGAAAACGCCAGCUUCCAAUGAUACCGCCCCAGCGAAGCCCAAGAAGAGACUUGUUAAGGGUCGAAGACAUCCGUCAUCUCCAACCGUUCCAACCAUCUCAUCUCCUCUAAAGCCACCACCUGAUUCGCCUAGCAUGUCCGAGCAUAGUUCCGAUUCAGAUUCUGGUAUGGUCUCAGGUUCAGGAGAGGACCCUGAACUGGAUGGUCGAGUGCUCAAGUACUUGAAUACUUGUAAUGUCGAGGAACUUGUCGAACUUACCAAUAUCACGAAGGAGAUCGCUGAAAUGAUGGUCAAUGCUCGUCCUUUCAAGUCUCUAGAUGUUGCCAGAACGGUUGAGAACGCAAAGCCCCUGAAGAGCGGGAAGAAGAGCACGAGAGCUCCUAUCGGCGCGAAGAUCGUGGAUACCGCCGUAGACAUGUUCACUGGAUAUGAAGCUAUCGAUGCUCUGGUUGCAAAGUGCGAGGAGCUGGGCAAACCCCUGGCCGAGGAGAUGGGAAAGUGGGGUUUCGAUGUAUUUGGUGCCUCUAAAGAUGGCGAGCUUGAGAUGACAUCGCUGGAGGAUGAUGCUGAUUCUAUUCGCGAUUCUGGCAUUGGUUCCCCGAGCAGCGGCACCGCUUCACCUGGAAACGCUGGCGAUGACGAUAUUAGGCCAACUGCGACUUCCAGGAAGAGGGGGAACGUGACCUUCCUAAAAAAGCCGGAUUUAAUGGCUGAAGAUUGCGUACUCAAGGACUAUCAAGUUGUCGGUUUGAACUGGCUGGCCCUGAUGUAUAGACGCAAGUUGAGCUGCAUUCUAGCUGAUGAAAUGGGUCUUGGCAAGACUUGUCAGGUUAUCGCCUUCUUGUCCCACCUUGUCGAGAAUGGAAACAACGGUCCUCAUCUGGUUGUCUGUCCCGGAUCAACCUUGGAGAACUGGCUGCGAGAGUGUAACAGAUUCGCGCCUCAGUUGAUGGUUGAGCCGUACCACGGCCCUCAAAAGGAACGUGCAGAAAUGGCAGAUCAGAUUCUUUUGAACCGGGAUCGAAUCAAUAUUAUUGUGACAACAUACGACAUGGCGGCCAAGCCGGAAGACAACAAAUUCAUGCGACGCUUAAAGCCUGACGUUUGCGUGUAUGACGAAGGUCAUUACCUGAAAAACGUCAACUCUCAGAGGUACAAAGGUCUUAUUAGAAUUCCCGCCAAGUUCCGACUCCUCCUCACUGGCACGCCGUUGCAAAACAACCUCCAGGAACUGGCGGCACUGCUUGCCUUUAUCCUGCCCUCUGUUUUCGAGGAACGUGCAGAGGAUCUGAGUUAUAUCUUCAAAGCCAAGGCUACUACACGAGACAAGGACCAUGCGGCUCUUCUCUCCGCUCAGCGCAUUGCUCGAGCUAGAUCCAUGCUUACGCCCUUCGUUCUACGUCGCAAGAAAGCCCAAGUGUUGAAACACCUUCCAACCAAGACCUGCCGAGUUGAAUACUGCAACCUUCAUCCAGCUCAGAAAGAGAUAUACGACGGACUGAUUGAUAAAGCUCGCGACCGGGCCCGGAUUCGACUUGAGGGCGGCAAGAUUCCCAAAAAUGAUGAGAACAAUCCUCUUAUGCAGCUUCGCAAAGCUGCAAUCCAUCCACUGCUCUUCCGCCGACAUUUCACUGACGAGAGUAUUGAGAAAAUGGCCGAUAUCCUACGCAAAAAGGACCCUGUCAACUUUCCACCAGAGCAGAAACGUCAUUACCUUGUCGACGAGAUGCAUCUCGGCUCGGAUUUCUGGCUCCAUCAGUGGUGCCUUAACUAUCCUUCUAUUCGCUCGUUCGAUAUCCAAGAUCUACGAUGGAUGGAUUCGGGCAAAGUCGACGCGAUGAUCAAUCUUGUGAAAUCCUACAAAGAGAAUGGCGACCGCGUACUAAUAUUCUCUCAAUUUUCCCUCGUCCUUGAUAUCCUCGAAGCAGUACUAAACUCCUCCUUGAUCUCCUUCACGCGCAUCGACGGCUCCACCAAGAUCGACGAACGCCAAUCCCUCAUCGAUACCUACCGCGACGACGAAAGCAUCACCGCCUUCCUCCUCACCACCAAAGCUGGCGGCACGGGUAUUAAUCUCAUGUACGCUAAUAAAGUCAUUAUAUUUGACGGCAGCUUCAAUCCACAGGAUGAUCGGCAGGCGGAGAAUCGCGCGCAUCGUGUAGGCCAGACACGUGAUGUGGAGGUUGUGAGAUUGGUUACAAAGGGUACAAUUGAGGAGCAGAUCUAUGCGCUGGGCCAGAGUAAACUGGCGCUUGAUGGCCGUGUCUCCGGAGACGAUGACGCUGCAAUGGCGGAUGCUGGCGAGAAGGCUGUUGCUAAAAUGUUGCUUGAGGCGACCAAUGUUGACGAUAACGAUGAAGCGAAGAAUACCGCAGAGGAGAAGCCCGAACCUGUCCCUGUCAAGAACAGCGAGCCGGAGAAGAAGAAAGAGACUAAGAAGAAGCUCCCCGAGAGGAAGAGGUCUACUAUCCUAGACAUGGUGACGAAGAAGAGGACGAGGGGAGCGACAGAUGAUUAG